AUGGAGAAAAUGCAGGAAGAGUAUGAAAAUGCUGUAAGAAAUAAAAGACGAGACAAGAAGCGAGAGUGUUAUGUCAACAAAGAUGGUGAACCUGUUGUCCACAGGAGUGACAUAGUUCAUGAUGAUGUUCUUUUAGUAAUUCCUCUAUCCGGCGAGUAUUACUCAAGUGUUGAAAAAGACAAAACCUACAAGAAAAGGCUGGAUAAAAUCAUCAGAGAUGCUAUGACAUCAAGUCUGAGGAAGAGAGAUGAAGAAAGAAUGAAGAAAAAUGUUGAGUGUAUGGUGAACGAUUUGAAGAAAGUUGCUGAAAAGGUUAAAAUCGAAGCUGUUAAAGAAGAAGAUGUGAAGAUUUCUGAAGCUGUGAAAGAAACUGUUACUGAAGAACAGAAGGUUGAGAAAGCUGUUAACGAAGAACAGCAGUUUGAUGAGAUGAAGAAGAAAGAAGAAAGAAGAAAGAAGAAAAAGAAGAAGUGA
Helianthus annuus (common sunflower) is the source of this 474-nucleotide messenger RNA. RefSeq lists its product as uncharacterized. The record is from RefSeq and is a predicted model, not a curated record. The coding region runs from base 1 to 474 and encodes 157 amino acids. The transcript has a single exon. Lineage: Eukaryota; Viridiplantae; Streptophyta; Magnoliopsida; Asterales; Asteraceae.